AUGCUAGAAAGAAAAACACGGCAGUUGCGAGCGGUGCAGCAACAGUGCAGCGCUUUGCGGCCGCGCAGGCUUCAUGAGCGAUCAAGAGGUGCUCACGGCACCCGUAAUGGUUUUCGCAAUGAUCGAGAGCUUCUCGAGUCCCACUGCUUGGUGCACAGAUUAGCUUGGAGUUUUUCCAACGUCGACCACGUCCAUGGCCACUAA
This is a messenger RNA of Cylicocyclus nassatus, 204 nucleotides long. Lineage: Eukaryota; Metazoa; Nematoda; Chromadorea; Rhabditida; Strongylidae. The record is from the annotation of a GenBank genome assembly.